AUGGAGUUUCAAGCAGGUAUAGCUCAUGUGAGUAACCGAUUACACGGUGUCCGAACUCUGCCGCCGCAGUGCCCACUCGGCCGCGGAGCUAGCUACUCGCUCGAUGCGCUUGCACUCACACAAUCUGCCGGCAGGAAACAUUCGUUCAGUCCUCAACUGGUAUCGUCUCCUGGAGUGCUGGGCGGCUCACGGUGUCCAAAUCGCAGCAGCUUCUCCAAACGGGAUCGCCAGUCCCACUGUCGGACGCAGACUGUCCUCUCUACCAUACGGCUCUCUUCUAUAGUAGUGAAGGCUCCCUCUACCUCUACCUCUACCUCUACCUCUACCCCUAACUCCACCUCUACCUCUACCUCCACCUCUACCUCUACCCCUAACUCCACCUCUACCUCUACCUCCACCUCUACCUCUACCUCCACCUCUACCUCUACCCCUAACUCCACCUCUACCUCUACCCCUAACUCCACCUCUACCUCUACCCCUAACUCCACCUCUACCUCUACCCCUAACUCCACCUCUACCUCUACCUCCACCUCUACCUCUACCCCUAACUCCACCUCUACCUCUACCUCCACCUCUACCUCUACCCCUAACUCCACCUCUACCUCUACCUCCACCUCUACCUCUACCUCCACCUCUACCUCUACCCCUAACUCCACCUCUACCUCUACCCCUAACUCCACCUCUACCUCUACCCCUAACUCCACCUCUACCUCUACCCCUAACUCCACCUCUACCUCUACCUCCACCUCUACCUCUACCCCUAACUCCACCUCUACCUCUACCUCCACCUCUACCUCUACCCCUAACUCCACCUCUACCUCUACCCCUAACUCCACCUCUACCUCUACCCCUAACUCCACCUCUACCUCUACCCCUAACUCCACCUCUACCUCUACCUCCACCUCUACCUCUACCCCUAACUCCACCUCUACCUCUACCUCCACCUCUACCUCUACCUCUACCUCCACCUCUACCUCUACCUCCACCUCUACCUCUACCCCUAACUCCACCUCUACCUCUACCCCUAACUCCACCUCUACCUCUACCCCUAACUCCACCUCUACCCCUACCCCUAACUCCACCUCUACCUCUACCUCCACCUCUACCUCUACCCCUAACUCCACCUCUACCUCUACCUCCACCUCUACCUCUACCCCUAACUCCACCUCUACCUCUACCCCUAACUCCACCUCUACCUCUACCCCUAACUCCACCUCUACCCCUACCCCUAACUCCACCUCUACCUCUACCUCCACCUCUACCUCUACCCCUAACUCCACCUCUACCUCUACCUCCACCUCUACCUCUACCCCUAACUCCACCUCUACCUCUACCCCUAACUCCACCUCUACUUCUACCUCCACCUCUACCUCUACCCCUAACUCCACCUCUACCUCUACCCCUAACUCCACCUCUACCUCUACCUCCACCUCUACCUCUACCCCUAACUCCACCUCUACCUCUACCUCCACCUCUACCUCUACCCCUAACUCCACCUCUACCUCUACCUCCACCUCUACCUCUACCCCUAACUCCACCUCUACCUCUACCCCUAACACCACCUCUACCUCUACCUCUACCUCCACCUCUACCUCAACCUCCUCUGUCUCAAAGAAAUUUGAAAAUAAGGGAAGCAAAACAAAGGUUCCAGGACGACCUGCCGCUGUCAGUCUACUGUUAGCACUCAUAUGCUACUGA
Macrosteles quadrilineatus (aster leafhopper) is the source of this 1698-nucleotide messenger RNA. RefSeq names its product serine-rich adhesin for platelets-like. The record is from RefSeq and is a predicted model, not a curated record. Lineage: Eukaryota; Metazoa; Arthropoda; Insecta; Hemiptera; Cicadellidae.